AGUCAAAUUAGUAGAAGAGGGGGAGUCUGUGAGAAACCAGGGAAAGAAAAGAAGUGUGGAGUAUCCCAUGCACGUUACCUCCACGAGGAACAAUUGAAGCAGAGUGGGGAGAGGUUUAGGGGUUUACUACCACCAAUCAACAAGAACAGCUGUGAGAACAGAGUUUGAAUCCUUACUUUUUUCACUCAGUGAGCAACAAAAAAAGAAAGAUUUUCAUUUCUCUCUCAGAAGACGCACGACUGAAACCAGCAGCGAUGGGGCCCUCUCUCCUACAGGCCUACAGGAGACGCUGGUGGAUGGCGGUGACGGCGGUGAUUGAAAACCUGCUGUGUUCGGCUGUGCUGCUGGGAUGGGGCUCCCUGCUCAUCAUGCUGAAAAGGGAAGGCUUCUACUCCCACUUGUGCUCAGUGAAUGAAUCCUUGAUUGUGCCACUGAGUAACUACUCCAAUGAGUGUGAGGACUGGCUCAGCUGCGUGGACCAGGAGGAGAUGCUGAAUCUGGGCUUCACCAUUGGGUCCUUUUUACUCAGUGCCACCACCCUGCCACUUGGAAUUCUGAUGGACAGGUUUGGACCACGCCUCAUUCGCCUGGUGGGCAGUUCGUGUUUUGGUAUGUCCUGUGUUGUAAUGGCUUUGUCUGCCUACAACCCUCAUGCUCUGUCAGCGCUCAUUUUCUUGGCUCUCUCCAUGAAUGGCUUUGGAGGCAUCUGCUUGACCUUUACCUCACUCACGCUCCCCAACAUGUUUGGUGCUCUGAGCUCCACCGUUAUGUCUCUGAUGAUUGGCUCGUAUGCUUCCUCUGCUGUCACCUUCCCUGGAGUCAAGCUGAUCUACGAUGCAGGUGUGUCCUUCCAUGUGAUCAUGUGGGUGUGGGCAGGUCUUGCUGCCUCUGUCUUUUUAAAUUGUUUUCUCAACUGGCCUGCAGAAGGCUUUCCAACACCUGACGAGGUAGACUACAGUAAGAUACUCACGCUGCAAGAGCCGCCUUCAUCUGACCAGAAAGCUGUUGCUAAAGGACUUAGCCAGAAAAAUGGAGACAUUCGACACUCAACAGAGAACCUUUCUAGUAAUUCUGACGCUGCUCCCAAUGCUACUCCCUUUCGUCGGUCUGUGUUCUCCCCCAUCUUCCUGUGGAGUCUGGUUACAAUGGGGAUGACCCAGUUGAGGAUCAUCUUCUUCAUGGGGGCGAUGAACAAGAUGCUGGAGUUUAUGGUUAUCCACGGUGAAGUGCAUCUAUCUGAGCAGCUGGUGCUUGAGACGGAGAUGAAAGUGAGUUUCUACUCGUCCAUCUUCGGCACGCUGCAGUUGCUGUGCCUCGCUACGUGUCCUUUGAUUGGUUACAUAAUGGACUGGAAGAUGAAAGAGUGUGAAGAGGAGAAUACCGUCCCACCAGGCACAGAGCAGAGCCCUAUUAGACAGACCCGUGUUCCCAUGAGAGACCGUAAGAUCCAGAAAGUGACCAACGCCAUGAGGGCCUUCAUUCUCACCAACCUGAUGUUGCUUGUUUUCGGAUGCUGUUGCCUCAUAGACAACCUGCCUCUACAAAUCUUAACCUUUAUCCUCCACACUGUGGUCCGAGGCUUCAUCCACUCCUGCUGCGGAGGCCUUUAUGCUGCUGUCUACCCGUCCAACCACUUUGGCACUCUGACAGGCCUCCAGUCUAUGAUCAGCGCUGUGAUCGCUCUGUUGCAGCAGCCGCUCUUUAUUGUCAUGGUCGGAACCCUGAAUGGAGACCCCUACUGGAUCAACCUCGGCCUGCUAAUAUUCUCAUUGGCUGGCUUCCUGUUGCCGGGUUAUCUGUUCUACCACCGCAGACAGCUGCUGAGGGAAAAGGAAGUCAAAGACAAGGGGUUGGCCGAACAGGAGAUGCAGGCGCUCAAUAACACUAAGGCCAAUGGCUACAAACCUCACAGCAACGGCCUCCCUGCUGUGGAGGCUUAGAGUGACACAAAGCGAAGGGUUGGGGAAUGGUAGGAUAUAUGUGUCUUUUAAAAUGAGCACCAGCAAUCGCCUCAUCCAUAUAUAUUUUGUUUUGAUAUUUCCAGUGUUUUUGUUUCUGCUCAUUGCUGGUGCACAUUUUGCUCACAACAACCCAUACCACAGAGCAAAUAGGAUUCCUCAUGUUUUGUUAUGACUAAGAGUUAGACUUUUAAGUUCCCUGUGAUUUCGUGAGACAUGUCAUCAUCAUUUGUUGCUGUUUAUUUAUUCUGGUUUAGUGUCGAAGAGCCAAUAUAGUGUCAUUUAAAGCCAUAGAUUUCACACAAAAACACACACACAGACACAUACACACACCAUGGUGUGGCCUGUGUGUCGGACUGCGAGUGUCACUGUACUUGAAAUACUGUUGUAUAGACUUCUGAUAAUCAUCAAAAUUCUUGCUAACACCAAAGAACAGCUUAAAGAUAUUAGGAAAGUUACACUUUCUACUUCAGUAUUGUUUUAAAAGUAUGCAUAUUGAAACAAACUUUAGGUAUAUUGUGCUGUUUCCACUGUUUUAUACAUUUCUAAAACACUUUAAAAGCAUAUAGGCAAUCAAAGAAAAUGUAAACUAUCUAAAUACCAGACUUCUGGUACGUAAAGAGAAGCAUUUGGGUUAUUUUUUAGAGCCCAGUUAUUGAAUCAGACACACACACACACACACAGAUAGGAUGGUUGUAGAGACACCAUAUCUACCUCCUCUGUUUCGUUUUUUUUUCUUUUACUUUCAGCAACCGACUACUAUGUCAGUCCAAUUUCAUUUUCAUUUUAUGAACUAUCAAUCCUUUAACUGUCAAACACCCGACAUAACUAAUUCAAUCAGUACAGAAACCCUCCUUGUGCAUGCAUGCUCUUUAGAAGUAUUGCUGACUCAGCUCAUGCAUUUCUGGAUUUUGUAUUUGUAAGUAAAACAUUUUUUGAAAGAAAUUCAAGGAAAAUAUGACCGACUUUUAAAAUUCUGACACACAGUGUGUGUCUAUGUUAGGAAUCACUUUUUACUGCUUUAUGCACAGAAAUUAACUAGUGUGCGUAUAAAAUAUGUAUUUAAGUGUCUUUUUAUACUCUAGCUGUAGUAGCAUUAAAAAGGGAAGUGUUUGUUUCAGUUUUAGUUUUUUGUAGUGUGCUAAUUAUGAAUGAAGCUCGGAUGAUUUUCUGUAUAUUCUGCUUUUGCCUUUUUUGAUUUAUUUUGUCAUGUAUUGAUUUUGGAGCAGACAAACCAUCAACAUUGUUUUCUGUAAAUACAACUGAGGUGUCUUAUGUAUUUUAUUACAUAUUCUGCUCGCUUUACUAUGUGUGCGUACGGUAUGUUCACUGAUGACUGACGUUAAACUUGUUAUUUUAAUCAGAUUUUUCUGUUUGAAUGAUCAUCAAAGUCACAUUCAAAAGACAUUGUUUCAGCUAGCUGCUGAUCAAAACAGAAAAAUGUAUUCUUAUAAAGUGACAACAAUAUGUGUCUAUCCUUUACAUGCUAGUUCUGCUCACAGCAACAGUAUCAUGUAGAUUUAUUGAAUCCUACGUAUCCUUUCUUUUCACCCUUUUUUUACUCAAUCCAUUAUAGUGUCAAGACAGCUAUAGCAGAUUUCUCCUAUUUUGCCUUAUGCAUUCCUUUCUGCCUUUUAAAUGUGUUCAGCUGCUUGAAUCUGAUUCUGAGUUUGUUUCUCUUACUCUGUGCCUUUGCCGCCUUCUUGGAUUUAUUGCAAUAGAUAUGAAUGUAAGAAUAAAGGGGAACUACACCCGUCUUCAGUCUAAGACAGUCCAAAAAUAAUAGCAAACAUGAACAAAUCUCUUCCAUAUCCAAAAAAUAGAGUGCCAAAACUCAAAUCUGUGAUGUCAUUAGGAUAGUGUGCAAGACAAUCAUAAAGGAGAUUCGGAGUUUAGUUUGAACUCUUUGGCUUAACUGCCAGUUUGGCUUUAUUGAAAUAGAUAUGAAUUGAAGGGAUUAAAAGGGAACUACUCCCAUUUUAAAACUCCAUAUGUUAGGCCUAAAACAGUCCAAAAAUAUUAGUAAACUCCCAAAGCCAAAAACUAGAGUGCUAAAAAAGAACUGCUCUAUAGACAAGUAAAUAGGAAAUAUGUUAUUGAUGACACUGAGAAGAUCAGGGGGAUUUUCUGAGUAUGUGGACACAUUUUCUGUUUCAGAGUACACUCCAACAUAAUAAAACUUAAUAAGAAAAAUAACAAUAUCCCAUUUGUUGUCUAUGGAGCAGCUCCAGACUUUAAAUAACUGAUGACAUCACACAUUUGAGAAGGACUUCUCUGAUUGCUUUGAGAGAAAGUAGCCCAUGUUCACAAAUAUUGAUUAAAUUUAUAUAGGCCAUGGAAAUUACAUAGUGGAAUUACUAAUUUAGGUGAUGUUCCCCUUUUAUACCUCUGCCAAACAUCUUUCUCUGUAAACCAAAGCUGUGUGUACCGACUGACUGUAAGCUAAUCAGCAACACUUUCCUAUAGGGAGCAAAAUAACUGGAAUGCCUUACAACACAAUGCAUUGGUCUGGCAGUAAAUACCACUUUGUUUUGUGUUGAUUGUCACAGGUUUGGCUUCAGUUUGAUGGUAAUUUCUGAGGCUGUUUAAAUACUGUUGAGUGAAUUACAAUCAGUGUUGGUGAGGUUUUCCAGUUAGACAUUUCAGUACUUUGCUAUAUAGUGUUUAGUAAUGUUU
Messenger RNA from Etheostoma cragini (Arkansas darter), 4634 nucleotides. RefSeq names its product solute carrier family 43 member 1a (gene slc43a1a). Gene Ontology annotation, molecular function: L-amino acid transmembrane transporter activity; neutral L-amino acid transmembrane transporter activity. The transcript is spliced from 16 exons. Bases 255 to 1940 code for a protein of 561 amino acids. Gene Ontology annotation, biological process: neutral amino acid transport; transmembrane transport. Lineage: Eukaryota; Metazoa; Chordata; Actinopteri; Perciformes; Percidae. The record is from RefSeq and is a predicted model, not a curated record.